Panicum hallii is the source of this 795-nucleotide messenger RNA. RefSeq lists its product as uncharacterized. The transcript has a single exon. The record is from RefSeq and is a predicted model, not a curated record. Lineage: Eukaryota; Viridiplantae; Streptophyta; Magnoliopsida; Poales; Poaceae. Bases 136 to 795 code for a protein of 219 amino acids.
UCCGCCAGCGGCACCAUCCUGGGCGUCACCCCACCAGCUGCGGUCCACAUAGGCCCACCCAUCAUGCUCGCCGUCGGAGACGACACGGUCAUCAGGAUGGACACGGUCGUGUAAGGCGACUCCUCCCGCUUCGAGAUGCUCCGGCGGCACUUCCCUGGCGGCGGCGGCGGCGGAUGGAGCACCAUCCCCCUCCCGAGGCCGCCUCUCCGAACCCUCCGGCUCCCAUCCCAGAGUGUGUCCAUCUCGGCCUACUUUGUCAUGGGCACGCGCGUGUGGAUCUCCGUCACCGGCGAGGGCACCUUCUCGCUGGACACCCAGCUGGGCAUUUGGCGGAUGGAGUUCCUCGAGGAGCUGCGGCGGCUGCAGGGCCGCGCCUUCUUCGUGCCGGAGCUCGGCUCGGUCGUCGGGCUCACCGGCGGGGACGACAGGUUCCUGUGCUCGUACAAGCUCAACGACGGCAGGGAGAAGGGGGUCCCGUUGACGUGGCAGCACACGUGGAGCGAGGCGGUUCCCUGGGAGUGCUGCGACCACGGCGAAGCCCCCUGGAGGGAGAUGGUCAGCCUCGCGUACCUUGGUGAGGGCAGGUUCUGCAUCUACAGGCCCAUCAAGGUGCUAGGCAGUGCCCUCAACUUCAACUCCUUCCUGGUGCUGGAGCUGAGGCGCAGGCCGGACGGCAAGGAGCUUGAGAUAGCUAAGCGCGGAAUGGCAACUACCAUGGCAUGUGGCCGGACCAAGGGCUUUACCAAGACUCUACUUUAUUCAGCAGUGUACUGUACACGUUGGCUCUCCCAUUGA